Molecule: messenger RNA, 780 nt
Organism: Zingiber officinale
Lineage: Eukaryota; Viridiplantae; Streptophyta; Magnoliopsida; Zingiberales; Zingiberaceae
Product: lipoxygenase 2.3, chloroplastic-like
Exons: 1
Coding region: 1-780 (259 amino acids)
Biological process (GO): lipid oxidation
Molecular function (GO): metal ion binding; oxidoreductase activity, acting on single donors with incorporation of molecular oxygen, incorporation of two atoms of oxygen
Source: RefSeq, a predicted model, not a curated record
AUGAGAUUUGGAUACCACAGGGGGAUGGCGGUGGAAGUUCCAGCGGCAGAGCACGACCUUUGGCUCACCAUCGAUGACUACCCCUACGCCCAAGACGACCUCCUGAUCUGGUCCGCCAUCGAGCAGUGGGUGGUCGAUUAUGUUGGCCACUACUACCCCUUGCCGGCAGAUGUCGCCGCGGACUCCGAGCUCCAAUCGUGGUGGACAGAGGUGCGCACCAAGGGCCACACCGAUAAGCAACACGAGCUGUGGUGGCCGACGUUGAACAUGCUGGCGGAUCUCGUCCGUAUCCUGACCACCAUCAUUUGGGUGGCCUCCAGUCAUCACGCCGCCGUCAACUUCGGCCAGUACCAUUUCGGCGGGUACUUCCUCAACCGCCCCUCCAACACGCGCGCCAACAUGCUGGUGGAGGACGCCAAAGAGGACGACCUGGCGACGUUCCGGGCAAAAUCGGAGGCGGCUUUGCUGCGGAGCUUCUCGUCGAAGCUUCAAGCGACGCAGGUGAUGGUGAUCCUGGACGUGCUGUCGGCACACUCGUCGGACGAGGAGUACUUGGGAAAGGAUGCAGAGGCUGCGUGGAUGAAGAACUCGGUGGUGUAUGCGGCCUUCAAGCGCUUCAACGGCCAACUGAGGGAGAUUGAAGGGAUCAUCGACGUGAGGAACACCGACCCCAGUCUGAUGAACCGGUGCGGAGCCGGAAUCGUGCCGUACCAGUUACUGAAGCCGUUCUCCGAUCCGGGGGUCACCAGAAUGGGCGUGCCCAAUAGCAUCUCCAUCUGA